Molecule: messenger RNA, 1216 nt
Organism: Exaiptasia diaphana
Lineage: Eukaryota; Metazoa; Cnidaria; Anthozoa; Actiniaria; Aiptasiidae
Product: chymotrypsinogen A
Exons: 8
Biological process (GO): proteolysis
Molecular function (GO): serine-type endopeptidase activity
Source: RefSeq, a predicted model, not a curated record
ACUCUAUUGUAAUAAUCAAUCAUACUUUCAAAGCUUGUCUAAUGUGACCGUUCAAGUAUAGCAUUUACGUUCGACUCCCACCAUUGGUAUCGAUAUCAAAGCACUUCAUUUCGUAAGUAAUAUAAGASUCGAAGCUACAACAAAGAAGUUAAAAAUGACAUUGGGUAGCUUGUUCAUCAUCCUAACGGUUGCUUCAUGUGUCAUACUGCGAUCUUCUGCAGAGGAAAGUGUCAACGCUACUUUGGGAGACAUCGAAGAUAAAGUUGAUAUGAUAGAAACUCGAGUUAUCAAGGGUCAAAACGCAAACCUUCACGAGUGGCCUUGGCAGGUGUCUCUGGAAUAUAACGGACACCAUAUAUGCGGUGGAUCGCUUGUUAAGCGUGACUGGGUCCUCACUGCUGCUCACUGCUUCAACCGGUUUCGUUAUGUUCCAUCUUGGCGCGUUGUUGUUGGUCGACAUACAAUUAAAGGAGUGACACAAUUUGAAAGGCGUUAUCAAGUCAGGAGAAUAAUUACCCAUGCUUACUACCACAAAACACGCUUUAUCAACGACGUCGCACUGAUGCAGCUACAAGCUUCAGUUGUACUUUCAAAACAAGUUAAUGUUAUUACAUUACCUACACACAACAACAGGGUAGCGGCUGGUUCUGUCUGCUACAUCACAGGCUGGGGGCUAACACAUGGUCUUAUCAAAGAAUCUGCUGCGCAUGUUCUCCAAGAGGCACCACUGACYAUUGCAGCUUUUUGGCAUUGCUCAGCUGUAAAUAAUCAAUUGAAUAUCGAAAUUGACGAGAAGACGAUGGUCUGCGCAGGGGGAGGGGGCAAGGGAGGGUGUAGAGGUGACAGUGGUGGACCGCUGGCCUGUAACGAACGUGGACAUUGGAUUCUUCGUGGUGUUGUUAGUUGGGGGCACGCUAAGUGUUCUGCAGAAGAGUUUUAUACUGUCUUUGCACGAGUCAGUAGCUUUGUUGACUGGAUUAAAAAGAUAACACAGCAGUAUGCAGCAAAAGAUGGUGGAUGUGGUGGAAGAAGUGGCAUAGUUUGCCUUAAUGGUGGGACGCAGUUCUGCUACAACAAAUUUCCUACUUGCCGCUGUCGCCUUGGCUUUUCGGGAAAAAAUUGUCAAACCGGUCCCACUAACACUGUAAACCGACCAUCGCAUGCCAAUGUUUCUCUCCAAUGUUACGCAUGUUCAUCGAGCAUGAAAAAUUGUCAA